This is a messenger RNA of Drechmeria coniospora, 618 nucleotides long. RefSeq lists its product as uncharacterized. The transcript has a single exon. The record is from RefSeq and is a predicted model, not a curated record. Lineage: Eukaryota; Fungi; Ascomycota; Sordariomycetes; Hypocreales; Ophiocordycipitaceae. Bases 1 to 618 code for a protein of 205 amino acids.
AUGCGUCUUUGUCCCGUCUCUACCAUUCUUGUCCACCUUCUUGCUACUCCCAUCGUUGCUGGCUUGGCCAUCGCCUCUCCGGCCACGGCGGUCGAUUUUGUAAGGGGACCCAAUGACGCCACGAAAUCGAAGCUGGAAAAUUGGUGGACGGUUCGUGGCUUCAACUUCUACCAAUCGAUCAUCUUUCACAGCCGCGAUAACCAUACCUCGUCGAGUUAUAUCAACUUUUCCCUUACCCAUCCGGCCGUUCCCUACACGGCCCGGUGCUCGGCCGAGACUGGCAAAACAUCCGGCUCCUCACUCUCCAAGAAGAUGUUGGACUUUUUGUACGGCGCGAAUACAUACCUCUGCCGCGUACCUAAUACCGGAGACUCUGCCCGCUUUCGCUACGAUAGUUUGACCGGCGAGCUUAGCAUUUCCCACAUCUUCAUCUACCCAUACACGGGAGUGGGAUAUUAUAAUGUGACGGGGAGCGUCAGGCUGAACUGCGCAGAAGACUUCGAGCAUGAGCCGAACUGGACGAAGGAGCAGGUAUAUUCAAAUCGCACCAUGGCCUGCACCGAUAUUACCGUCAAAUUCCCCGCAACAAAGGCGGAGUUUUGGGAAUGGGCAGUAUAG